This is a messenger RNA of Drosophila eugracilis, 773 nucleotides long. RefSeq lists its product as uncharacterized. NCBI's taxonomy places the organism in Eukaryota, Metazoa, Arthropoda, Insecta, Diptera, Drosophilidae. The transcript has 2 exons. The record is from RefSeq and is a predicted model, not a curated record. Bases 40 to 642 code for a protein of 200 amino acids.
UGGCAGUAGACGAACGGCUUUCGAACGAGCAACAGCACCAUGAGCUGUCAGAAUUGCCUAGGUUUCUUGCUCUUGGCAUUGAUUACUCCCUCUUUGAUCGAAGCCUAUGGAGAUCAAAGCCGCCAUCGAUUGUUUCUGCAGUCCGAGCAGGCCUUGAAAACUAUUAGCAGCCAGCUAGUUCUACAGGCAAUUGAGCUGGUGGACUAUGUGGUGGAAGAUCUCAUCGUCUUGGACUCCCAAAACUCCAUACUCCUCGGCUACUUAGAUCGUUUCGAUGCCUUUACAGCCGUCAAUGCAAAUCACACAGAGCAGAAGCUAAGUGCAUUUUAUGGCGUAGUUGAAGAAUAUCUCGAUUCUGAUACCACCGGGGAUCCGAUGAGGGCCAACAGUCUUGAGACCCAGUUGAUAGCCCUCUGUCUGCAUCGCAAUGGAUUCGAUCGCUUUAAGCGAACUGUUCAGACCCGAACUGCCCAACUCCAAAAGUUGAUAUACAAAAAGCUGAAGAAGCACCUGGAGUCCAUUGACAGAGAGGAUCGUAUUGCUGUGGAACGCAGGUGGAGAAGAAUCCUAACGCGUGGCGGACCCCGGAGAUUGGAGAAGCUGAGGGAGUUCGUCAAGUGGCUGGGAAAAUUCAGAGAUUAGCAAGCAAUGAGCCCAGGUGAACGACUUGAUGGUCUGAAAGAUAUGCCAGUUAGUGAUAAGAAGAGCUAUAAAACGUAUAAAUAGGUGUGUACGCUAAAAUAAAAUAUUUAUCAUAUAAUUAUAACCAAUUA